AUGAAACAGUUGACAGCUUUAAUUCCAAAAGUGCCAUCUCCUAUAGCUCAACUUUCUAUCUUUGGUUGGCUAAUUCUUGGUCCAGUAGCACCAAAUUCAUCAGUCAAUCACUAUCAUAUUCAUCAUGCUACUACAAUCACGAACUAUGAAGACAUUCAAGAGUUGCUGACAAAAUUCUGGGUCCAAGAAGAAGUUCCGAUGUCAAAUCAACAUCAAUUAUCAUCCUUGGACCAACAAUGUGAAGAUUUCUUCAAAUCAACUCACUCUAGACAUUCAUCAGGACGAUACAUUGAAGAACUCGGUCAUAUGAGACCCGCUCCAACACACAAUCAAGAUUCUCAAGACAUUCAUCCAUACUUUCUCCCUCAUUAUGGGGUAUUAAGACCAAGUAGCACUACUACCGAGCUUAGAGUCGUCUUCAAUGGAUCCAGCCCGAGCUCAACUGGAGUUUCAUUGAAUGACAUCACUUACACCGGAGCUAAAAUUCAAUUAGACAUCUUUGACGUACUUCUUUGGGUCCGUCAACAUCAAUACGUAUUCGCAACUGACAUAACAAAAAUGUAUCGUCAAAUAAUGGUUCAUCAUGAAGAUUGGAAGCUUCAACAAAUUCUUUGGCUAGAUAAUCACAACAAAAUCAUUCCAUAUCAACUCACAACAGUAACCUACGGCACUAGAUCAGCUCCUUAUCUAGCAGUCCGCGUGUUACUGCAAUUAGUAGAGGAUGAAGGCCAUAAAUAUCCAAAAGCAACUCAGACAAUCAUUGAAGGCAGACAUGUCGACGACAUAUUUGGAGGAGCAGAUUCUCCAGAAGAAUUAAUUCAAGUUGCUGAAAAAUUCAUCUACUUGUGA
Molecule: messenger RNA, 849 nt
Organism: Chelonus insularis
Lineage: Eukaryota; Metazoa; Arthropoda; Insecta; Hymenoptera; Braconidae
Exons: 3
Coding region: 1-849 (282 amino acids)
Source: RefSeq, a predicted model, not a curated record